Molecule: messenger RNA, 6187 nt
Organism: Callorhinchus milii (elephant shark)
Lineage: Eukaryota; Metazoa; Chordata; Chondrichthyes; Chimaeriformes; Callorhinchidae
Product: latent-transforming growth factor beta-binding protein 2
Exons: 37
Coding region: 1-5640 (1879 amino acids)
Molecular function (GO): calcium ion binding
Source: RefSeq, a predicted model, not a curated record
AUGUCGGGGUACAGUCUGCGGUGGGGGACCCUCCCGCUGCUCGCCCUGUGUUUGUGGUGUGUGACCCCGAGUGGCUGUGAGGGUCCCGCGGAGGGCAGAGCCCUGACCGCCCGGGACAGCCCUCCGCGCCCCCGCCCGCCCCGGGCUCCGGGUCCCGGGGAGGGCAGAGCCGGGCACAGCCCCCGAGGGGCCCACCGGCCGCCAGUCACCCUCCCGCCCCCGGAGGGCACCCCGGGCCCGGCCCCCGCCCCGGGCACGAGCGGCGGCCCCGCGGGGUCCCGGAGCGGCGGCGUCUCUCAGCGGAACAGAGCGGAUUGGACCCGGAACCCGAGAGACCGCCCGACAGUCGCCGUGAGACCCCGAUUCCGGGCUUCCCCUUCCCGGGCGCGGAGCCGCCUCCCGGCCCGGAGGCUGAUCGGGCCUAAUGUUUGUGGGAGACGGUGCUGUUCUGGAUGGACCCUAAAUCCUGGUACAAACAGAUGCAUGAAACCUGUCUGUGCCCCACCAUGCCAAAACAGAGGUUCAUGCUCACGACCUCAGGUCUGUGUCUGCCGGUCUGGAUUCCAAGGUUCUAGGUGUGAAGAAGUUGUCCCAGAGCAACAUUAUAUAUCUCAUCGCCGUGCUAUCUCAUCAAGACUCUUCUCUUCUUCGUUAUCUGGCUCAUACUUAAACAUGGUCCACAGAAUUGAAAAACGAACAAAGAACAACACAAAAAGUAUAGGUGAAACUUCUUCAACAACCAGACAUAAGACCUCAACUGGAGAUGAAAGUCAGGGUUCUGAAACACAAAGUAGAAGUAGACAGCAAACCAAUUCUCAGCAACUUCUGGGCACAUCACGAACUGUAAAACACGUAUCAAAUAGGAAUGGACUUCUGUUGUCUAAUGCAUUACCUAAUGCCAAUACCCAAACACAAAGUAACAACCGCUUUACCGCAAAUGGACAAAGGUCAACCAACUAUCAUAAUGCACAAGCACGAGGAGCAAAUCUCACAACCAGUGUUGAAAGAAUCAAAAUUGUUUUCACACCAACUAUUUGCAAACGGAACUGUAAAAACGGGAAAUGCUACAAUAACUGUAAGAAAGGUAACCCUACCACCCUUUACAGUGAGAAUGGAUAUGGUCCUGUGUCAAAAUCUGGAUUUCGAAUCUAUUUUUGCCAGAUCCCUUGCCUGAACGGAGGACACUGCAUUGGAAGAGACACGUGCUGGUGCCCAUCAAACUCCACAGGAAAAUUCUGCCACCUUCCUGUUCCUCCAGAAAAGCGCACUGUAACAAAACCAGCACCCGUCAAUUCUGCUUCUCAAUCGGUGUACACUCUCCCUCUUUCUAACCAGCAAGUUGUUAUGCUCCCAUCCCUGGUUAACAUUCAUGUAAACCACCCACCGGAGGCCUCGGUGCAGAUUCAUCAAGUGGCAAGAGUGAAAAACGCUCCUCACUCUUCCGAUCAAAACAGUAUAGAGAGUUCUCAGGACCAGGAGUCAGUCCGUUCAGUGCAACAAAGAUCACAGCCCAAUGAUGCAGGGAAGGAAAAUGGACAGACACGACAACAGUUACAGCCUACAGUUUCCAGUGUUGGAAGGUGCUUCCAGGAAACUGUGGAUGGUCAGUGUGGAAAACCCUUGCCAGGUCUCACAAAGCAGGAUGACUGCUGUGGAAGUGUAGGGAUGUCAUGGGGAUACCAUAAAUGCACACAGUGCCCUCCAAAACCAGCAUACCCCAAGAUUGAAAAUGGCCAGCUUGAAUGUCCACUUGGUUAUAAGAAUAGGAACCAGACACACUGUCAAGAUAUCAAUGAAUGUCUGAUACCAGGAAUCUGUCAACAUGCUAACUGUCUGAAUACCAGAGGCAGUUAUAGAUGUACCUGCAAGGCUGGCUAUAUGAUGGAUACAUCCAGGAGGCACUGCAUCUCGGACAAAGCGGUUUCCGCAGAAAGAGGAUUCUGUUUCAGAUCACUGUCCAGAGGGAACUGCUCCCUUCCUCUUACUCAGCAGAUUCCCAAACAGAUCUGCUGCUGCAGUCGUGUGGGCAAAGGAUGGGGUAGAAAUUGCGAAAAAUGUCCACUUCCUGGCUCAGUUGUGUUUAAUGAAAUCUGCCCAGCUGGUCAUGGUUAUCAUUAUUCCAGAUCUGACGUCCAGAUCUCAUUGAGGCCAGCUGAAGAUCAAGAUCUAGUUCGUAUCAGCUCUCAACAACAUUUCAACAACUAUGAAGAUGAUACUUUCACAAAACCUCUUCAUCCUUCUGUGCCUGUUCGUAAUCCAAGCGUUGACACAUACCCAGUGGAGGUUGUAGUGAAGACAAGCCCACCCACGCCUGUGCACCUGAUUCCUGAAUCUGAAGCUGAAAAUGCAGCUGCAGUAUUUGCAGAAGAAAUUUCAGUAACAGAUAUAUGUGAUAUUUCACCAAACAUUUGUGGUCCGGGACAUUGCAUCAGUCGAGAAGGUAGUUACACAUGUAGCUGUGACCCUGGCUAUCACCUAGACAGCCAACAUACCAAGUGUGUUGACUAUGAUGAAUGCAGGCAAAUUCCACAGCCUUGUAACUAUGGAAAAUGUGAAAACACUGCAGGAGAUUACCGAUGUAUAUGUUCAGCAGGAUUUAUACCUAACCAACAGGGCACAGACUGCUUAGAUAUCGAUGAAUGUGAACAGGAUCCAUGUGAGGGAAAAGGUCGUUGCAUUAAUAUGGUGGGGACACACUCCUGUGCCUGCUUUUCUGGCUACACAUUAGUCAUUUUACAAGAGAAGCAAACUUGCCAAGAUAUAAAUGAAUGUGAACAGCCUACAUUGUGUCGGCGAGGACGUUGCACCAAUACACCAGGUUCUUAUCGCUGUGAUUGUGAUCAGGGCUACAUCAUGACAAGACAAGGACAGUGUGAUGAUAUUGAUGAGUGUCGUAAUCCGACUGCCUGUCCUACUGGAAGAUGCAUUAAUACUCUAGGCUCCUUUGAAUGUGUGAGCUGUCCAACUGGAUACAAGGCCCAGAAUGGAAGAUGCCUAGAUGAGAACGAGUGCUUGACCGCUGGUGUUUGUGAAAAUGGGAAAUGUAUCAAUCUAGAUGGUUCUUACAGAUGCAUUUGUAACCAAGGCUUUAAACGUAUGGCAGAUAACAAGAGCUGCAGAGAUAUUGAUGAAUGUGCUUCCUUGAAUGUUUGUCCUAAUGCUCUCUGUACAAAUACUGAAGGCUCCUACAUUUGUACCUCCUGCCCUCCUGGAUAUGGAGUAUCAGAAGGCAGAUGUGAAGAUAUUGAUGAAUGUGCUUCCCCAAAUGUUUGUCCUAACGGAGUUUGUUCAAAUACUGACGGAUCCUACACCUGCUUGCCAUGUGGCCCUGGAUACAGAGUGUCUGAGGAUAGACGCAGAUGUGAAGACGUCAAUGAAUGCUUGACCGAAGACAUCUGUGGUUCAAACAGAGAAUGUAUGAAUACUGAUGGCUCUUAUUUCUGCAUUUGUGCCAAGGGCUACACCACCAUUCCUGGUGGGACAGGCUGCCAAGAUAUCAAUGAAUGCCUGACCAGUGACAUCUGUGGUCCAAAUGGAGAAUGUAUAAACAAUGAAGAUGGCUCCUAUUACUGCCUUUGUGCUCAGGGCUACAUCACCACUCCUAAUGGGACUGGCUGCCAAGAUUGGGAUGAAUGCACUGAAGAUGCCAGGUGUGCAGGAGGUCAAUGUCUAAACACAGAUGGCUCUUAUAUGUGUAAAUGUGAAACAGGUUUCACACAUUUACCUGAAACAGAAGACUGUGUUGAUAUUGAUGAAUGCAGCGUAUAUGGCAGUUCUGUAUGUGGGAUGUGGAAGUGUGAGAACACUAUCGGUUCGUACCAGUGUAUUAUGGAGUGUCAGCCUGGCUUCCAGCACACAUUUAUGGGUGAAUGCACAGAUAUUAAUGAGUGUAUGAAUGAGACCAUUUGUAGUGUCCAUGAGUAUUGUGAAAACACAGUUGGCUCCUUCCGCUGUGUCUGUGAUCGGGGUUUUCAAAAGCCACCUGGAGAGCAGAGGUGUGUGGACAUUAAUGAAUGCGAGAUGAUGAAUCGAGUUUGUGGAGCAGCGCUGUGUGAGAACUUUGAAGGUUCCUUCUUCUGUGUGUGUAGAGAUGAGAAUGAAGAAUUUGAUCCAUUUACCAGCCAGUGCCUUACCCCAUCAAGGCCAUAUCAAACAAGAGAGGAAACAGGAACAGUAAUCUCAAUUAAUCCAGAUAUUCCCAUGAGGACAGUCCCUGUGAAUAGGGACAGGAAGGAUUGCUAUUACAAUCUGAAUGAUGCCAACUUCUGUGAUAAUGUGCUAGCACAAAACAUCACAAAAGAGGAGUGCUGCUGCACCGUUGGAGCUGGCUGGGGCGACAACUGUGAGGUUCACCCUUGUCCUGUGAUCGAUACAGAUGAAUAUGAAGAGAUUUGUCCUGAUGGCAAAGGAAUUAUUCCUUUUAGGAACUAUGAAGAUGCAGACGAAUGUGCAAUGUUUGGAUCAGAAAUCUGCAAGAAUGGGCGCUGUGUAAACACUGUACGCCACUAUGCCUGCUAUUGUCACACAGGAUUUCACUAUGACACAGUGAGACUGGAAUGCAUUGACAAUGACGAAUGUCAAGAUGAAAAUACCUGUGUAAAUGGAGAAUGUGUCAACACACCAGGAUCGUUUAACUGUUUCUGCAGCCCACCACUUAUCCUGGAUAUAACCCGUAAAAAAUGUAUAAAUGGCACAGGUUUAGCAGUUGACCUGUUUGAAGAGAGAAAUGUCCAUCAGGGUAUCUGCUGGCAGGAGGUGGGUGAGAGAUUCAUCUGCAACCGACCACUAAUGAGUAGACAGACAACUUACACUGAAUGCUGCUGCUUGUAUGGAGAAGCCUGGGGCCUCGAGUGUGCUUUCUGUCCCUCCAGAACAUCAGACGAUUUUGCACAGCUGUGUAACAUUCCUAGGUCACCUGGGGAUGGGUCAACAGGACUGCGUGAAAGACCAGGCUACGAAUAUAGCCCAGAAGGGCCAGAAGGACCACAGUAUGGUCAAGAAAUCCAGCAAGGAGCAGGGACUUAUUACAAUUACCUUCAGCCUGAAUACGGACCCUACGAUGCUCAACGUGGGCCAGAAUAUGAACUAGGAGAUCCCUAUCUUGGAGCAGGAUAUGGAAUCCAAAAUCCCCGGCCUGAUUCAGGAUAUGGAUCGAGAGAAGUCCAUACUGAUCCACAAUAUGAACUGCGAGAGCCCCAGCCUGGACUAGCGUACGAACCAAGAGAAACACAGCCUAGACCUGCGUAUGAUCCAAGAGGAUUUUCACGUGUUGCACAAUAUCGCCCCCGAGAGACUGAGAGCAUCGUUGCUUUUAGCAGUAGUGAUAUAAAUCGCUAUGAUAGUUUUGAAGGCUUACAAGCAGAAGAAUGUGGAAUCCUAAAUGGCUGUGAAAACGGCCGAUGUGUUCGAGUGCGUGAAGGGUAUACCUGUGAUUGUUUUGAUGGAUAUAAAUUUGAUGUGGCUAAAAUGGCCUGUGCAGAUAUCAAUGAAUGUGAAGAUGUAAGUGACACAAUACCACUCUGCAGAAACGCAAAGUGUGAGAACACAGAGGGGUCAUAUAAUUGCAACUGUUUACCAGGCUACGUGCUAUCCCAGGACCUUAAUGACUGUAAACUGAAAACAGAAGCAGAACCUCAGUAGAAAUCUGAACACUCUUGCCUGGGAGGAAUGAGCAAACACUUGGUCAUAUUUUUUUAAAAAAGGAAACAAAUGUUUAUUUUACUUGGGAUUUCUCAGCUUUGUUAUGUAUGUGACACACUGUGACGUACUAGGACUCUACAAAUCACCAUCUAUACCUGCAAUUUAUGUCUACUGAUUUUUUAAAAAUAUGCUUGAUAGAAUACAUUUUGAAGACAAAUACAGAGGCAAUACAAAGUAAGUACCUUACAAAUGAUUUAGAUUUUAAAGCUCUUCGGAGGAUGUUGUGUUGAAGACAUUCUCAAUGACUUUGGAAUGAUUGACACCAUGUAGCGUUCGAAUCAGAUUCUUAAUCUGCUCAAACAAAAGAUUUUCUAAAAAAACUUUAAAAAAUUGCUUGCUGCAUAUUGUUAUGAAGUGUUUGUUCUUUUAAACAAAAAGAAGUAAUAAUAAAUUCUGGCAAAGCCAGAUAGUGGCUGUUUUUGAGCGGAAGUGCUCACAUGGAGUCCGAAUUCAUAUUUUUAAAUAAAAUAUUCCCUGUUUAAAAGAG